Molecule: messenger RNA, 4970 nt
Organism: Austrofundulus limnaeus
Lineage: Eukaryota; Metazoa; Chordata; Actinopteri; Cyprinodontiformes; Rivulidae
Product: zinc finger protein 208
Source: RefSeq, a predicted model, not a curated record
AGCUCCCACAACAUUUCAUUGAGGUGGAGGAGGUUCAGACAGAGCAGCAGCUCAGUGAAGAGGGGACUAAUUUCAGUUUGGACCAUGAGGAUUUAGAUCCAGAACAAAUUGAAGAAAAACACGGAGAAGUCUGCAUCAGUCCUGACAAAGAUCAGCUUGUAUUUAAAGAAGAAACAGAAACUCUAUCCAUGAAUCUUUCAUGUGAUGAAGGUGACACAAGUGUAGAUCAAACUGUUUGCCAUAAUCCUGCCAAAUCUCAGAAUGCAGKAGAAAUGUCCAUAGAUGACGUGUCCAUUAAAAGUUCUACUUUACCAGAACACAAUAUCAACAAUCUCACACCUCAGAUUUCAGUCUCCCACAUCUCCAAGUCUUCUCAUUUAGCGGAGAGCCGAGAUCCCAAUGGAAACAAGCAAGCAGGAUCAAAACCAGCUGGAUAUGUAGAGACAAAACUGCAGAGGAGAUUCUGCAGAGUGAAUGAGCAACAUCAUUCUUUCAUGUUAAGCACUCCCAUUUAUACACGCACGGGUAAGAAGUGUGAGUUUUUUUGCGACACCUGUGGGAAAGCAUUUCCAUUCAAGUCCAAACUGAUCCGACACCAGAGGAUCCACACAGGAGUCAAGCCUUAUGGUUGCCACAUCUGCGGCAAAAGGUUUAACCAGGCGUCAAUACUGAAAGUCCAUCAGAGGAUCCACACGGGCGAGAGGCCAUAUUCCUGUGACCUGUGUGGAAAACGAUUCAAUCAGAAAUCUAUUCUGAAUGGUCAUAAAAGGAUCCACUCAAUCGAGAGGCCAUAUUCCUGCGACAUCUGUGGGAGAAGAUUCAAUCAGAAAUCUAAACUGGACUCUCAUGUCAUUUGGCACACAGAUAUACCACAGCCUUCUUUCUUUGAAGAGGACAACUUUUUUACUGAGCAGCAGCUCUUCGAUUAUGAGAGGAACUCUAAUUUGGACCAGAAUAACCUGGAGUUUCUUCCAAUUAAAGAAGAACAGGGAGAGCUCUGCACCAGUCCAGACAAAGAGCAGCUGGUACUAAAACAGGAGACGGAAGCUUUUCUGACAGCUCCUCCGUACAACACAAGUGACCAGGGUGUAGCUCAAACGCCUAACAGGGAUCUGUUUGAACGUCAGAGUGCAGCAGAGGAACAGCCUGAGGAAAUGUCAGAGUACAGAGGAGGCAAGCAGUCAGAGCAGAAACAUCAUGAAAGCACUAAUUUAUAUAAUCCCGUCAUGUUAAAGACUCACUUUAAUCCCUGUAUGGGUCAAAAAUGUGAAUAUAGAUGUGAUACUUGUGGGAAAACGUUCCAGUUUAAGUCCAGGCUGCUCCGGCACUUUCGAAUCCACACGGGAGUGAGGCCGUUCUGCUGCCAGAUGUGUGGGAAGCGGUUCAAUCAGAAAUCCAUACUGCAAGUUCAUCAGCGGAUCCACACGGGCGAGAGACCGUUCUCCUGCGACAUCUGCGGCAAAACCUUCAAUCAGAAAUCCAUCCUGAACGUCCACAAGCGAAUCCACACGGGCGAGAGGCCCUACUCCUGCCAAGUCUGCGGCAAAAGGUUCAACCAGAAGUCGAUACUCGACGGUCAUUUCCGAACGCACACGGGCGAAAGACCCUAUUCCUGCAAGACGUGCGGGAAAUGUCUGAAGAGUCACUCCAGCCUGCUGGUCCACACGAAACGACACACGAACGAGGAGGUGUAUUCUCGUGAGAUGUGGGAGGAGUUUCCAACUCUGCAAGUUCAUUUAAAAAUGUAUCCUGUCCAUAUUAUGCGCACAUUCGUCUGUGACCGACUGACUGCGGCUGCGCAGGAAAUACUGGGAGCUUUUGAGAAAAGAGUUGACGAUUAUGAGGCAGAGAUCGCUCGCCAGCGCAGACUGUUGGAUAAGGUGUUCUCACAUGAAACAAAGUUACAACAAACAGAAUUACUUCUCAGUGAAGAACAGUCUCAGCUGAACCAGACCAGUAACAAUGAGUCAAGGUCCAAAUUUCUGGCCGAUAUUACAAAAAUUAAAGAUGAACAUGAAGAAAUGUGCAUCAGCGAGGAGCGACUGCAGAAUCAACAGCAGCAGACGACAACUUAUGAUCCAGAUGUCUCUGUUGAUCACCCUCAGCCUUUGGACCUUGACCAGCAGGGUUCAGCAAAUACUCCUUCUCCACCUCACAUUUCAAACAAAGAUGGAGAACCUGAACCUGACACGGUGAUAUCUGCUGCUUCAGCAGCACACAGUGACCAGACACUCCAUGAAAUCUCACGUGAAGCUGAGAUUCAACGACACGCAGCUGAUWACAAUGACGGUGCACCCGUGCAUGUUGAGGCGUCCGUCAAUGAGAAGAGUGCUGCUGUGAAACCCGUGGAAACAUCAGCAGAAAACAUACUUUUUGCUGAAUGCUYUGAUGAAUUGCCAGAUCAGAUAAAWGAUAAUGAGAGCACAGCRUUACAAGUGGCCACUGAGUGCUUUUUAGAUGAGAACUGUGAUGACUCAAAGACGACACCAGUCAGYGUUACAGAGCCAUUGCAGCUGGAGGAAAGUAAUGCUGAAAACACAAACUGGGCCAGUAGUAAUGAACUAACGCAGAUAGACAGCGCAGCAUCAAGAACAGACAAUGAGCAACAGAGAGAAGUGGUAACGCAUCAAUCAAAAGCCACCCAGUCUGAAGGAAACAACCAGAUUAAAGAUGAGAAAUCAGCCUUACCAAGAAGUGUUGAGCCAACUCAAUCUGAGGAAAGUCAAGCUGGGAGACCAGUGUCAACCUCAAAUACAACAUCAAAUGAAACAAGUCAAGAUAGGAAAUGUGAUUUAACUGAAAGUUUGGAGGCAGCUCGGAUUGAGACGAGUGAUAAGGACACAACGUUAGUCACAAACAAUGAGCCGGCAUCGCUCAUAAAAUGUCAAGAUCCAAGUUCUACUGAACGCCUUGAGGCACCGCCGCAGGAGGAGGGCGAUGAGACCCCRACUACUGCAAGUAAAGAUUUACCAAGCAGCGAAGUUGCUGCAACGUCAUUUAAAAAAACUAAACUUGGACCUAAAAAGAAACCUAAAGUUGAGAAGAGGUCAAAAAGGAUUUCUGAUUUAACAGCAAAAACAAAGCCAAAAGAUGAAAAAGCAUCACGKUCCAGACUGAGGUCACACAAGAAACACAAUGAUGACGGCACACGUUCGAUAGUGCAUUCAGCCUCUACGAGCGGCGAUGACCCAAAUGACGCAACGUGGGAACCAUCUGAGGGAAGUUCAGAUGAGAUGCAGGUAGAGGAGAAAGCAACAACUUCGUCAGUUUCAAAACAAACACAAGGCAAGAAGCCCAGUCCUGGGAACACAGCUUCAACUGGAAACAGUGAGUCGACACGGAGGGCAAAUGUUAAAGAGGAAACAUCAGAAAGCACAAAAACACCCGUUAGGAGACUUAGUGAUAGGAAAAAAGCCUCAACUUCCAAAGGAAAACAUAAAGCAAGUGAUCAAAGCCAAACGUCAAGUAAAAGCAAGGAGUUGUCCUUAAAACAGAAAGCUGGUGCCGCUUCAAAGAGUGAAGAAGGAACAUCAGGCAAGAGGCAAAAUGAGGGUCAAAGUAGUGACUCAGAACAAAAGAAGAGACCUAAAAGUGAAAGCCUUACAUCAACAAAAAGUAAUGAAGAAAACAUACUGGAGAAAGACAGCACAGAAUCACCUAAAGGUCCUGAGCCAUCGCCCAAGCAGAGCGAUGACGCUUCAGGCGACAGUGCAGAGGAAAGGGAAAAUCCCUUCAAGUGUGACACGUGUGGCAAAGUCAUGUCCAAUUUCAAGAACUACAAAUUUCACAUGAAAUCCCACACCGUUGCAAAGACCUUCAAAUGCGACACGUGUGGGAAGAUGUUCCGCGAGAGCUGGGAUCUGAACAAGCAUCUGGUGAUCCACUCCGUCGAGAAGCCUUUCAAAUGYGACAUCUGCGGCAACGGAUUCAACCGGCGCUACAACCUGGACCUUCACGUCCGGGUGCACACAGGCGAAAAGCCCUACAAGUGCGACACGUGCGGGAAGAGCUUCAGCUCGUGCGUGAACAUGAAGAAGCACACGAGGAUCCACACGGGCGAGAAGCCCUACACGUGCAAAGACUGCGGCAAGGAGUUCGCAGAUUCCUCCGCUUUCAAAAACCACCUGCGGGUACACACGGGGGAGAAGCCCUUCAAGUGCACCUACUGCAAGAGGAAGUUCGCCACCAGGACCACUUUGAAGAGGCACACCAGAACUCACACGGGCGAGAAGCCGUACAAGUGCACGGUGUGCGAGAAGAACUUUGGUCACAAAACAGACUUGAAGGGUCACAUGAGGAUGCACACAGGCGAGAAGCCUUACAAGUGUGUCGUCUGUGCGGACCAGUUCUCCACCUGGUCUAAGCUGAAUAAACACAAGCGGAUCCAUGCAAACGAGCCACAAAGCUCCGCUCACAAGUCCGUGUCGAAUAUGGAGGAACAAAAUCAAACAUGAAAGAACUUGGGGCAAUAUAUUAGAUUAUCAAAUUAUUUAUUGAUGGUUUUAUUUCUACAUAGUAAGUCUGUCACCAAAGAGACAAUUGUGGUUGUGUCUAAAUUCAGGGGCUGAGUCCUUCAAAGGACAUGGCCUAGCUGGUCUACGUGGUCCUUUGUCAACCACAAACAUCUAUGUUAUUGAAAUUGGACAGUCUAGCUUUAUCCCYCCCACCCCUUGCCCUGGUGUAUGUCCUGUCCUGAUCUAUUGAAAAUAGAGCAAAAUUAACAAUGUUAGUAUUAUAAAGUAACAGAAUUAGCUUAGAGGCAAACCAUGAAGAACUAARGGACUUGCCAUAUGAGCUGGUUUACAAUGAUUUCUGAUAAGAAUARUAUGUUAAAAGUGGCAAACAACAUAACCACUUUAAACUUUAAUCUCAUUGUCGGGCCGCAAUGCGUCUAAUGCURCGUUCAUACUGAACAYGUUUUGAGCAGCAAAAAAGUGCCCARCGCCUCCAGUUGGACGCACUAUGUUCAG